Molecule: messenger RNA, 2274 nt
Organism: Penicillium manginii
Lineage: Eukaryota; Fungi; Ascomycota; Eurotiomycetes; Eurotiales; Aspergillaceae
Exons: 2
Coding region: 1-2274 (757 amino acids)
Biological process (GO): meiotic cell cycle; mitotic cell cycle; microtubule nucleation
Cellular component (GO): centrosome; gamma-tubulin complex; spindle pole
Molecular function (GO): microtubule minus-end binding; gamma-tubulin binding
Source: RefSeq, a predicted model, not a curated record
AUGCUCCACGAGAUCCUCCUCUCCCUCUCCGGCCAGCCGUCGCCCCUCCUCGGUUCUCCACAGGUGGAAGACGCUAUCCCGCAAGAUGAUCUCGCCCUUCUCUCUCCACCGGAGAAAGCCCUCCUCGGGUCGAUUGCCCGCUUGAGCGAGCUUCACGCCAAGCUACGAUCACAUACCUCCCUCAUAUCUUCAUCACAUCGCUCUGUGAUAUGCCGCUCCGUAUCUACGACUAUCGUUGCGACUCACCUCGGCGAAUUCCAGAAAAAGAUCCUCCAAGUCGAGAAAGCCAUUCUUUCGGGAGACAGCGGCUAUGUUGGUGGAUAUGGAAUUGUUCCCUUGUCCACUAUCGUCGGGGAAUUCACACCUUGGACACGGCGUCUGGAAUGGCUAUGGGAGAUCACCAAGUUCAUUCAACCGGAAACCCGCUAUUCAGGUCAUCGAUAUGGGUGCUCCGGUGCCGCGCUAAUCAAUCACCUGCGCGAUGGACUGCAAACUGGAUACCUCGACAUCAAAGACAUGGCCGUUCAACUUGUGACCGCAGCAGAGACAGCAUGGAUGAAGCAGCUCUCCAUGUGGCUGUUAUACGGUAAAUUGCCCAUGUAUGGCAAGGAAGACUUCUUUAUCCAAGAGGAGUCCAACAGAGAACAAGAUGACGCUCAAUUUAAUAUCCAGAUGGAUUUGCUUCCGGGCUUCGUCUCCGAGCAAACGGCAGGGUCUAUUUUGUUCAUCGGCAAGUCGCUAAAUCACAUUCGUGCGAAACGAAAAACCCCCCAGUGGAAUAUCAACUGCGCCGACUGCAUUCGACUAUCAUUGUCCCAAUCCACUUUAUCCAAACUGCUUCCCUUGCCCAAGAUACUUGAGAUGCUUACAUUGCUCAACGACUUUCUACUCCUGGGACGAGGGGAGUUUGCGGUGGCGCUUGUUGCGCAUGCAGACUCUAGAAUCGAGGAAAGUCGACGACGCAGCGCAUUAGCUCAGAUUCAGCAGCCAGGUUCAUUGGACAACUUCCUUAUCAGGGAAGGGGAUGUGGUGACUUCACUGGCCCAUGCAUGGGCCGAACUAUUCUCCCUGCAAAAAGAAGAGGAUCCAGCAGACGAAGGAUUAGAGCUGGCUCGCGAGCUUCUUAGGCUGUCAAUAAAUGAUGGAAAGAAUGGCCGUGCUACAACCCCAUCGCACAGCUCCAACACAAUCCCUGAAAUCUCCAGUGUCUCAUUUGAGAACCUCCUUUUCCCUACCCCAACAUCCUUAACGGCCCAGGUCCGCGCGCCCCUGGAUUUGUUCCUCUCAAGUUCCGAUAUUGCAAUCUAUUCCAAGAUUCAUUCUUAUCUCCUCGGAAUUCGACGCGCCCAAAUCCGCCUCGGUGAUUUGUGGAAAAGAACCACUCUUCGCAGAACCCAUGGCAGUGCACGAAUGCCACCACGAAACAACAACGCCUUCUUGCAGAAUAAGCAGAGGCAGAACCGCGAGAGGACAAAUGCUCGCACGCAGCAAAUGCGACCAAUUUGGGCGACUGCCAGUGCCUGCCUGUUUGUUCUUUCGGAGAUUGGCAGCUUCUUCCAGGGCGAAGUGGUACACGAGUCCUGGCAACAUCUCCGUGAAUGGAUUGAAAAGGAUAACGCAAUACCCACGUCCGCUCUUAAUUCUCGACCUGGGACGGCAACUUCUUUCAAGGCCCAAAGAAUGUCUCAGACUACUCCUGCCGAUCGCCCGUCUAGCCGACCAUCCUCUCGACCAGGCACAGCGUCUAUGGGUCGACACGACCCAGAAGCAUUGACUGUUGCGCAUCGACGCCACCUAGCCAGUGUUAUACAGUCCUUGUUUUUGACAGACGUACCCUUCACCAGCGUACUUCGAACCCUCCUGACGAGUGUCGAUCGCUUUGUUGCCCUCACAAUUAGACUGGAUACCAUUCAACGAAACAUGGAUCUAGAGACGGAUGAAGGAGUUGUGGAUGCGCUGGUAGACUACGCACAAGAAGAGCGAGAAGUCUGGCAAGAACUGAGGGAAACGCGCAAAGACGUUAAGACAGGUAUCCAAGAGCUUGUCGCGACUCUGCGGGACAUUGACGAGCGACGCUCGGGCUCAGACUACCCUGCUAGCAGUGGCACAACAGGGCCGAGAAUAUGGCCUGAUGGGAUCACUGGCCCCAGCUUCAGUCACUACCAGCCGCGUAAGCCGGCAGGGGUGGACCGACUACUCAUGAAGCUGGACUUUGGCAGUCUGCGCAGUACGGGAGGUCAAACAGUCACACCUGGCUUGGUUGAUCUGGAAUAG